GCGAUCCUCUCUGAGCCCGACUUCUCAGCCUCUGCCGUCUCUCCCCCUCACUCUCCACUGUCUCUCCCCUCUCUUUCGCUGUCUCUCACCACCAUGGACUUGGCUUCCCGAGUAGUCUCGCCCGAGUCGGUCUCGUCAAAGCCCGUCAAGGCCGUCAGCAUUGCACGCCAGCACGGCCAUCACUUGACCGAAUUCCAACGGGUUCGAAACAACUUCCUCUCCGGCGGCCUCGCCCUGUCGUGUGCCUAUGCCCUGGUCCAUCCCCUCGACACCUUCAAGACACAGCAGCAGGCCACCGCCGGCGUCCGGAAGCUCAACCUGACCUUUUCCCGCGAGACCAUGCGGAUUCUUGGAAAGGGCUUCUUCACCAGCAUCCUCGGUGCUGCUCCUCAGGGCGGUCUCCGUCUGGCGACAUACGAGUUUGUGCGCUCGCAUCUCAGCAAGACCCACCCGACCCCCUACGACUCGAUUCCACAGCUCAACCCAAUGAUGUCCUCGGCCAUCUCGGCGGUAUGCGGCGACACGGUCUCGUCCAUCAUCAAGGUUCCUCGUGAGGUCAUCACUGCUCGUCUCCAGACCGCACACCUCGUCUCCUCAGUCCCGGGCCACAAAGUCACCACCCUCUCGAUCGUCAACCAUAUCAUGCACACCGAGGGUCCUGCCGGCUUCUUCCGAGGCUUCUGGUCAACAACUCUGCGCGACUGGCCCUUCAUGGUCAUCCUCUUCACCACAUACGAGUCCUUCAAGCAGAUCCACACCUCCAUACCCCCGUACUAUGCCCUGUCCGAGGGCUACGACGACGACGACGACAUUCCCAUCCCGACCCUCAAAUCCACCCUCUUUGGCGGUCUGUCCGGUGCCCUGGCGGGCUUCUGCACCACUCCCUUUGACAUGAUCAAGACCAAGGUCAUGACCGCCACCAAGGCCCAGGCUGGUGGCCGGGUCCGCAUGUGGCAAGUGGCUGCCCAGAUCCUGGAGCAGAGACGAGCCGAGCUGGCCAAGGCCGGAGUCAGCCCCCGGGGACUGGUCGGUCGCUUGAAGGCCUACGACGUUUUCUUCACUGGCGCGACCGCUCGCAGCACCUGGUGGAUGCUGGUCAUUGGCGCAUUCUUUCCGAUCUACGAACGAACAAAGGAGGCCCUCCGAGACAUGUCCGACUGAGGGUUUGGUCGAGCGUAGCAAUAAAA
This is a messenger RNA of Polychytrium aggregatum, 1187 nucleotides long. RefSeq names its product mitochondrial carrier domain-containing protein. The record is from RefSeq and is a predicted model, not a curated record. The transcript has 4 exons. Gene Ontology annotation, molecular function: S-adenosyl-L-methionine transmembrane transporter activity. The coding region runs from base 94 to 1161 and encodes 355 amino acids. Gene Ontology annotation, cellular component: mitochondrial inner membrane. Lineage: Eukaryota; Fungi; Chytridiomycota; Chytridiomycetes; Polychytriales.